Atta colombica is the source of this 2757-nucleotide messenger RNA. It is a transcript of the gene NLG-5, whose product is annotated as neuroligin-1-like. The transcript is spliced from 9 exons. Gene Ontology annotation, molecular function: signaling receptor activity; neurexin family protein binding. Gene Ontology annotation, cellular component: synapse; postsynaptic membrane; cell surface. The record is from RefSeq and is a predicted model, not a curated record. Bases 1 to 2580 code for a protein of 859 amino acids. NCBI's taxonomy places the organism in Eukaryota, Metazoa, Arthropoda, Insecta, Hymenoptera, Formicidae. Gene Ontology annotation, biological process: chemical synaptic transmission; modulation of chemical synaptic transmission; neuron cell-cell adhesion.
AUGCCGCUGCCAUGCCAGCCGGCGGCCCGGAGCCGGCCGCUGGUCACGACGUGGUGCCUGAUCAGGCCGAUCCGUUGCUCUCUGCGCGUAGGACUCGCACUGCUGCCGCUGAUCGUCCUGUUAAUCUUGGCCGGCCACAGUCGUGCGGCUUCCUCGCAGCCCGUGACCCGCUACGCUUCGCGCAUCGUCGAGACGAAGAGCGGACAAAUACGUGGGAUACUUCAGGAAUUGAACAGCCGGCACUUAGACCCCGUGGAAGUGUUUCGCGGGAUACCUUAUGCUGCGCCUCCCGUAGGAGAUUUAAGGUUUCGUCCUCCGAUCUCGCCGAUACCUUGGAGCGGUGUCAAGCUGGCGGAUACAUUCGGCGCGGUGUGCCCGCAGAAUUAUCCGGACCUCACCAAUAACACUGCCGCACUUUUGCAGAUGCCGCAAGGCAGGUAUCAGCAGCUCAAAAAGAUGGUUGUCUUCCUGGCCAACCAGAGCGAGGACUGUCUCUUCCUCAAUCUGUACAUACCCGGAAGCGGAUCUCGAGGACUGGAGGCGCCGUAUGCGGUGAUGGUGUACGUACACGGCGAAAGUUUCGAAUGGGGAUCAGGUAACUUAUACGAUGGAUCGGUCUUGGCGAGCGCCGGCCACGUCAUAGUGAUCACGCUCAACUAUCGUCUCGGCAUCUUAGGAUUCUUGAGGACUCGUCCGUUCCCUGAUCGAACGAGCGGAUCCGGCGGGAAUUUGGCUUUAAAGGACAUCACGAUGGGACUCCGUUGGGUGCGUGAAAACAUCGGCGCCUUCGGUGGCGAUCCAACACGGAUAACUCUAAUGGGCCACGAUACCGGAGCGGCGCUGGUGAAUUUGCUAUUGCUCGCUCCUUACAGUAAAGGAUUAUUUCACCGUGUGGUAUUAUCCAGCGGCUCGGCACUAAGUCCCUGGGCCUCAGUGCACGACCCGAACGAUAUCAGGGCGAAGAUCGGCGAACAGAUGGGCUGCUCGACCGAAGGUGACGAAGACAUAGCUGACUGCCUCCGAGGAGUACCGUUGAAGACCCUUAUGGACGUGCAAUUACCGGAAAUCAGAUUUGUACCCCGUAUCGGGCCCGGUUUACCGGUGGACCAAAACAAUCCUGAUCCGGGUCUGGAUAUGGAGCGUGCGAGCGACGCAUUCAUCAAAGUGCCGCUGAUUCUAGGCGUUUCCACGACCGAGUCGAAUCUUGACUUCAACAACAACGACAUACAAUUCGGCUUUGAAGAGGAUCACCGGAAUCGCAUCCUUCGCACCUUCAUCCGCAACGCCUACAUCUACCAUCUGAAUGAGAUUUUCUCGGCGGUGAGGAACGAGUACACGGACUGGGAUAAGCCGGUACUUCAUCCCAUCAUAAUACGAGACUCGACCAUGGAGGCAUUGAGCGAUGGUCACACGGUCGCGCCGCUCAUGAGAAUCGCUUUCUACCACGCCAGGCGGGGCGCCAAGACGUAUUUUUAUCACUUCAAUCAUCAGUCCAAGGACAGCGGCUACGUGCAGCGCCUGGGGAGCGUUCGUGGGGAGGACAUACCGUAUAUUUUCGGGCUGCCGUUGGUGGCAGGCGGGACUUUCUUCCCGCGAAAUUAUUCCCGACAAGACCAGGGCGUUGCGGAGGCCGUACUCACCUUCUUCACCAAUUUCGCCAAAACUGGAAACCCGAACGAACCGCACAAGAUCGAGUCGGUCGACUAUGGCACGCCGAAGGAGAAGACGCGAUUCCGCGGUCUCACAUGGGAACAAUAUGAGACAGGAUCUCAGCAGUAUCUCACGAUAGCGUUGAAACCGAAGAUGAAGAGCCAUUAUCGCGGCCAUAAAAUGGCUGUAUGGCUUAAUUUGAUACCUCAGCUCCAUCGCCCUGGCGACGAUGACGUUUCAAUGCGACAUCAUCACUUCCGGGAACGAGGCGAUCAUUAUUAUGCAGGACCAGUCCGGGACGAAUGGUACACGCCACUGCCGCUAACAGGCACGACUCGGACGAGUUCUUCCUCAACCACCGCCUGCAGCACAUCUACGGGAGGUGAAGAUAGCCUUAUCGAGGAUAUUACUCCGAUUUUGGAUGAUUCCGAGGACGAUGCCGAGCUGCUACAGAGACUAGCGUCUCGACAUUACUACAGCACGACCACUGCCCUGGGGAUCACUGUGGGUGUCGGUUGCAUCCUUCUGGUUCUGAAUAUGUUGAUCUUCGCUGGCAUUUAUUAUCAGCGGGAUCGCGACAAGAAACGUGCCGCCAUGGAUUGUAGGCCGAAUGGACAGGAGUCUCUGCCGAUGACCACCAGGACGUCUAUAAAACCCUCCGACAAUCCGCGACCCGCUCAAGAACCACCCCCUUCAUAUACAACUCUCGCGAGAAGCCCUUCCAUUCAGGAACAGCAGCAGUUCGCGCCGUCCCAGGAGUGUCAGGACAGCGAGCAAUUGAGGAAAGAAUCGAGAUCCGGUCAUGGGACCAACGUCCACAAGGACGCGAUCCCUCCGAAACCGCCCGCCAGGACCACCAGUUCACUCACCACUGCCGGUAGCACCAACACUAUCAAGAAACGCGUGCAGAUACAAGAAAUAUCCGUAUAGCAUUAGGGGUUGCCCCCAGAGGGCAACGCGCGGACAAAGCGAGUGACCUUUAUGGACUCGGAAAAGGCCACUACAGAAUCCAGAUUUUGAACGAUAUAUUCCCUUAAUUGAUCAUUGGACAGUACCGAUUAAGAGAAUUUUUCACUUAUCGAACUUAUUAUGCGAACAUAACUCGAA